This is a messenger RNA of Paramisgurnus dabryanus, 1683 nucleotides long. RefSeq names its product transcription factor B2, mitochondrial (gene tfb2m). NCBI's taxonomy places the organism in Eukaryota, Metazoa, Chordata, Actinopteri, Cypriniformes, Cobitidae. The record is from RefSeq and is a predicted model, not a curated record. Gene Ontology annotation, biological process: rRNA methylation; transcription initiation at mitochondrial promoter. Gene Ontology annotation, cellular component: mitochondrial matrix. Gene Ontology annotation, molecular function: rRNA (adenine-N6,N6-)-dimethyltransferase activity; mitochondrial transcription factor activity.
CCUCAACCAAUAGCGUUGCGAAACUGUCAGGUCAACAACGUGCGGAUUCAAUGUCACGGACUCGUGUGGUGUGCAGCAUGAACAGCAUUAUUAAUGUAGAUCUCUGGACAAAAAGCGCAUAGUUUGAGGGCUCUCCAGCCCUGCAGUGUCGAAAUGGCAACAUGUGGAGGAUGUAGGCUCUUCUUUCUGACUGUAAGAACUCUGUGUGGAACGUCAAGAUCUGCAUCUCCCCACACGCUGCCUUUAACAAAACACAGGACGUUAUCCACCUCCUCCAGAAGUUACUCUCUUGAUUCGUUUACUGGAUCAAAGAAGAGCCCAGUUCAGUCAGGCAGGCCAGAGCGAACAUCACCGUCCACAGGAGGCGUUCAGAGAAACCUCUCAGCUGUAGCCGUACCUCUGAAGGGUCAGUUUCGUCCCCUCUGCCGCUAUGAUCUUUUAGAUCUGGGCGAUGUGAAUGAGAAUGCACAGAAAGCACUGGUUUGUAAAAGUUUAAGGAGGUUUAUAGUUGACCCUACACUUGCAAGAAUCGUUACUGACCAUCUCGCUGAAGACAUUGAAGAUGGGAAAGCUGUUAUAUUUGAAUGUAACCCAGGUCCUGGUGUGUUGACGCGAGCUUUGUUGAAUCGUGGAGCUCAGAGAGUCGUUGCUCUGGAAAAUGAUGCACACUUUCUUCCUGAGCUGCAGGCUCUGGAGAGGCAUGUGGAAGGGCAGUUGGAUGUGGUUCACUGCGACUUUUUCAAGCUGGAUCCCAUCGGCCACGGCAGCAUGAGACCACCUGCCAUGUACUCGGAGAAGCUCUUCUCUAACCUUGGCAUCUCUGAGGUGCCGUGGUCAUCAGAUAUCCCAGUGAAGGUGGUGGGGAUCUUCUCUCAAAAGAACGAAAGGAGCUUGUUGUGGAAGCUGAUCUACUGCCUGUUUGAGCGCCUGUCCAUAUUCCGCUAUGGACGUGUGGAGUUAAUCAUGUUUAUCAGCAAGAAAGAAUACACAAAACUAGUAACCCGUCCAAGAGAUUAUAAGAACUAUCAAGCUUAUAGUGUUCUGUGGCAGAUGGCUAGUGACAUUGAGUUACUACAUGAGGAGCCGUUGUCAUCUUUUUUGACAACCAAGAGAAAUGGGACAUCCACUACAAAAAGCACCCUAUCCCAGGGUGACAACCUCUGUCUGGUUCGCAUGACACCACGUGAAGACUUAUUCAACUCUCACCUCACACCCUUGAACGGCAGCACUCUGGUCAUGAUGGUGAAGCAGUGUCUUGCCAAAAGGAGAAGCAGAUUGAUUGAACAAAUAAACUCAUGGAAUCCUGGAAGCGGACCAGAGCUCAUUUCAAAACUUGGCUUCCUUGAAGACACUCUGACAGGCGACGUCUACCCUGAGGAGUACAAGCGUCUGUUUGAGCUCAUGGAGCAGUCAGGGAACUUUGCAGAGAGCUGGCUUUACGAAGAGACCUUGGAAACUAAGAACACUGGACAUGGGUAGCAGUGUCUGGACAUACUGCCUGCAGGACUUUAAGACUUUUAGACAAAAUUAUGUCUUAUUUUGAAGAGACAGUGAAUGCAUGAGAAACAAAUGGGGGGUGUGCUGUAAGUACACCAGCUACCUGCUUGAUCUCUUACAUGAACAGUGGGAAUUAUUACAUUUUCAACGUUAAAAAAAUAAAAAUGGCUAAUGAUUAGGACGAUA